AUGCUAUUCGACGGCCUCAAGUUCUUCCUCACGCGGACGCUCUCCCGCGACGACGUCGCUGAAGUGCAGCGUCUCAUCGAGCAGCAUGGCGGGAUCGUUUCCUCAUCACCCGCAGGCGCCACCGAGCUCGUAGACUACGACAAACUAAACUCGCAACGUCCUGAGUGGGUCUCCACCGCCUUCAUCAAGGACUCAGUUGCCUCUGGGAAGCUACAUGAUCCUGCAAAAUACUCGGGCAUCGUAUUCACCUCUAAACCGACUCAACUUCAUCGCAAAGGGCGAGUUAAAUACUCGGUGGAGGACGACGCGCGGCUGCUGCACUUCGCCAACCAGCGCGGCUGGCAAUCGAUGAAGUCGGUACCGGCGAGUGUCUGGAAGGCCGCAGAGAACGAGCACGUGACGAACCACACGUGGCAGAGCAUGCACGAGCACUUCAAGAAGCAGCUGCGAACCAAAACACCCAAGGAACAGCGCGACAUCAUGGCAAGAGCCUCGGAAAUAAUUCGAACACGACUACAACAACAACAAGAGCAAGAUGAGAUAGAAGAAACUGGAGCGAGGACGUCACGAUCCCCUUCAGCUCCAAAGACGCCGGCUUCUACAGGAUCUAGAACUCCCCAGAGAGCUCCUUCUACCCCUGCUACGAGCUCGCCACCACGUCCCCAACCUGGGGAAAGAGCUCAACAGAAACGCAAGAGAAAGUCACGUGCUAUUGUCGUUGAAUCGAGUCCAGAUGAGAGCGAAGAUGAAGAGAAUGCCGACGAGACGAACAAAGCCCAUGGCGUCUAUUUCCGAAGCGCGUUUGCAGAGAUUGCAGCCGAUCCCAGUAAAAGAGCGCGUCUACAGGCUUUAUUCUACACCUCAAUGCUGGAAGGCGCUCAUCAGAGACGUGAAAGCAGCGUGGCCAGAGAAAGCGAGGAACCAGAAAUCCAGCCUCAAGAAGACUCUGUUAGCAGUAGUGGCCAGACGGAGCUACUACAAACCAGUCGAGUGGACGUGCAACGCGCAACGGAGGAGCAAACGGAUGAAAUCAUUUGCCUGCUCCAGCUCGAGACGCAUCAGCAGAUGCCUGCGGUUGUGCAUGCUCUGUAUUAUUGCAGCGGAGAUGUCGACAUGGCGAGAAAAUUAUUGAAUGGAGCUUCGCCAUCAGGUGUGUGGACGCCGGAAGACGAUCUACUACUUGUGGACCUGAUGGUCGAUGAGAACAUUGGUCGCUCCGCUGUGGAUGCUGCUGUGGCACGUGGGGGCUUUACGUCCAUGCAAGUACCCCGCGACACAGACGCCAUUCUGGAGCGAGUCCAGUUUUUGCGGUGA
Messenger RNA from Phytophthora infestans T30-4, 1314 nucleotides. RefSeq lists its product as uncharacterized. Gene Ontology annotation, cellular component: shelterin complex. The coding region runs from base 1 to 1314 and encodes 437 amino acids. Gene Ontology annotation, biological process: telomere maintenance via telomere lengthening; regulation of DNA-templated transcription. The record is from RefSeq and is a predicted model, not a curated record. The transcript has 2 exons. Lineage: Eukaryota; Oomycota; Peronosporomycetes; Peronosporales; Peronosporaceae. Gene Ontology annotation, molecular function: telomeric repeat DNA binding.